Molecule: messenger RNA, 1076 nt
Organism: Chironomus riparius
Lineage: Eukaryota; Metazoa; Arthropoda; Insecta; Diptera; Chironomidae
Source: the annotation of a GenBank genome assembly
CCACUUCUGUACUCAAUUAAAAUGACAAGCCGUUCAUGUGUUACAAAUCAUAGAAAUUUACAAUUUUAUUAUAAUUUUGUUUAAUCAAUUAAUUGAAGUCAAUUUCUUAGCGAUGAGGUUCUUACUUAUAACUUUUUUACUUUUAAUUUCAGCUUGUUCAGGAUAUUCAAAAGUCCUUGAUUGCGUGUGCGGCGAGGAAAAUGACAAAGGUCUUAUAAUUCUACAUACAUCUGGUAAAAAGAUAGUUAAUGGAUCUGAAGUGAGACCUCAUAAAUACCCAUGGAUGGCAGUUAUGAUGAAAAGCUAUCAUCACGUUUGUGGUGGAUCAAUUAUUUCUGAUAUGCUGAUUUUGACUGCUGGACACUGCAUGUACUACAUUCCAUCUCCUCUAAAAUCACGAUGGAUCAUUGGCAGUCACAGCGUUAAAGAAGCUGUUAAUGCAAGACAGCAAUCAUAUGACACUAAAGAUUAUGAUUUGCAUCCAUUAUGGAAAGCUGGAAAUUUAUUUGAUAAUUUUGACAUGGCUUUAGUUAUCACAAAUAGAAGAAUGACAUUCACUUCUGCUGCUAUACCGAUUUGCAUGCCAAAAGUUGGUGAUGAAAAAUUAUUUUGGAAUCAAAAAGUUGUCAUUGCAGGUUGGGGAAGAGUUGAAGAAAACGGAGCUCAAACUGACGUCCUUAUGGAAUCAAGUGUUUAUUUAAAGACUCAUAGAGAAUGCAAAAAUUUGAUAUAUUCAAUAAAUUAUGAUGAAAGAUCUAUGAUAUGUGCUCAUGAACAACAUACGGAUGCUUGUCAGGGGGAUUCUGGUGGUCCAAUUUUCGCUGCAAAAUCUAACGAUCAUUACGUUAUAUUAGGCGUGGUUUCAUUUGGUGACGGAUGUGCUCGUGAUUUUCCGGGAAUUUAUGCAAAAGUAUCAGAGCCUGUGACUAUCAAAUGGAUUAAUCAAAAGAUAGCAUCAACUAACUCAAAUGUUUGCAGAAAUCCGGAAUUUUCAUUUAUGAAGCGCGUUGCAGAGACUUUGGUCAAAUAGUUUGAAUUUCUCGAUGUCGAUUUUAUUCUUGAUUAAUAAAAAAAAG